GCGAGGAGGGGGCCGGACCACCGGAUGGCCACCACACCACUUGCUUCCUCCAGCUUUCGCUGCCUUCUGCUGCUGCUAGCUAGGCGUGCGUACGACUGUUGCACAAAGCAGCUAGCGCCCUCUGCUGUAAAGCUGCAGGCUGAGAACGACGAUUGCGCAUCGAUCUGGCUUGUGUGCUUAAUUGCUGCUUCCUGGUUUCUUCUCUCUCUCAUCAAUUAGUUGCGGCAUGCGCAUGUGAUUUGUUUCUGCUUUGUUCUGACUUCUGAGGAGCAUACGCUGGGUAUCUAAUGGCUGGGGUCAUAAAAUGGAAAAUGAUGUCAUGUGAACAAAGUGGGAGGAGAAGUGCCGAAAUUGCACGAGAAUGCUUAUCACUGACACCUAAUAGAUACAAGUGUCACAGCUACCAACAUAUUGGCUAUUUGGGUGACUCUGCAGAGGGUUUCAUUUGCCGUCCAUUGAAGUCAAAACUAAGAAGCAAGGUUGGACUACAUGUGGCUGCGAAGGUACACAAUAAGGACGAUGAAGGAAGCUGCAGCUCCAGAAUUUCUGAUGAGGACAACGAGACAUUGUCUAAUGCGUCGCGAAAAAUGGAAGUAAACCAUCUGGGGGCACUGAGAUGCUAUUUUUCUAAACUAAACACUGAGGACGCCCAGAAGCCAUAUUCUUUUCAUCAGACGAACAAGCAGAGAACUGGCCCAUUAUCCACAAACAUAGAAGAAGCAAACAUGGCUACUGAUUAUGGCGAUUUCAGGAAUACGCUGGAAUCAUUCGAGAUCAACUUCAACAGACGAAAAAAAGGUACAAAGGGUUAUCUAAAUACUGCCGUGGAGGACUACACAAAUUAUUUGAUAUUUGAUGAGAAGAACUUCCUGGACAUGCAGCAAGAUGAUCAAACAUCCAGUUUCUGUUUGACAAAUUUACUAGCUGCGAUCAAUAUUGCAGUUUUGUUGUUCGAAAUAGCAAGUCCGGUGAGAAAUUCUGAUAUUGAAAAUCUCUCUCUCCCUUUGAUGUAUGGAGCCAAGAUAAAUGACCUAAUACUAUCGGGGGAAUGGUGGAGACUACUAACACCAAUGUGUUUGCACUCUGGGUUCUUGCACAUAGCACUUGGAUGUUGGGUAUUACUUAUCUUUGGACCUCGCGUGUCUAGAGCAUAUGGUCAAACGACAUUUUUGCUGAUGUACAUACUUGGGGGAGUUUGCGGGAACUUGACAAGCUAUCUUCACACGUCUGAGCUAACCGUCUGUGGCACAGGACCAGUAUUUGCUUUAAUUGGAGCAUGGCUUGUCUAUCAAAGCCAAAACAAGGAUGCUAUUGAUAAGAACGUUUCAGAAACUAUGUUCAGCCAGGCUGUUGUGGCAACAACUUUAAGCUUCUUAUUGAGCAGUUUCGGGAGAAUCGACAACUGGACACAUCUUGGGGCAACAAUUUGUGGACUACUUUUCGGCUAUUUAACCUGCCCAAGUGUGCAGGUCGACAAUGCUGCUAAGAAAGGUCAAAAGGCUGUGGUUCUUGUUAGGCGACAGGCCAGUCCAUGGAAAUCCAUUGCCAUCUUCGUCAUAAGCAUAAUUGUGCUUGCUCUUUUCGCCUUUGCUUAUGGAACACAAGCCUAGAUUUUUCACAUGGUUCUGUUUGCAUAUAUAGUAGGUAUGGCAUGGCCAUGAGAUAUGGAAUGUAACAUAAUCACCUUUUUUUUUUCUUCUUGGGUUUAAUGAAUAUACACUGGCAUUUAUCGAAAUGACACUCCACAAGAUGGGAAUUUUUAAGCUAGAUGCCGCAAUCUAGUGGAAGGAUAUAACUCAAGUAAUAAUUUGUAUUUAAAUUUUAAAUAUAAUUAUUCCAGUGGUUACCUAGCUGUAACCAACUUAGAUA
Molecule: messenger RNA, 1869 nt
Organism: Oryza sativa Japonica Group (Japanese rice)
Lineage: Eukaryota; Viridiplantae; Streptophyta; Magnoliopsida; Poales; Poaceae
Product: RHOMBOID-like protein 9, chloroplastic
Cellular component (GO): membrane
Molecular function (GO): serine-type endopeptidase activity
Source: RefSeq, a predicted model, not a curated record